AUGAUGCCAAGUCUUGAUGAAGAAGGAGAAAAAUAUGAUACUUGCUUUGACUAUAUGGUUGGAUCUUGUGGGGAUCUUUUCUUGGUGAGGCCGAAAACAUUAGGGGAAUUAACCGACAGAAUCAAAUCUAUAUAUGUCUACAAGCUUGAGAAGAAGUUUGACAAGACAAAUCUAUUAUGGACUGAGGUGGAACAUAUCGAUGAUCGUGUAUUCUUUGUCAAUGAUCAUACCUCAAUUUCAUGCUCCCCCGCAGUGUCAACUCUGAAGGGAAAUUGCAUUUAUUUCACCUUUGAUCGCAAAGAUCCUAACUUGUAUACAUAUGACAUGGAAGAAGACCACAUUCACUCAUUCAAACCAUGUCCAAGUGCAGUCAACAAGCGGGGGUCAGCCUAUUUUGUUAUGUUUGGUUAUUUCCUCUCAAGUCCAAAACCUAGGAAGAAGGGGGAUUGUAAUUAG
Messenger RNA from Oldenlandia corymbosa var. corymbosa, 456 nucleotides. The record is from the annotation of a GenBank genome assembly. NCBI's taxonomy places the organism in Eukaryota, Viridiplantae, Streptophyta, Magnoliopsida, Gentianales, Rubiaceae.